AGGACCAUGGCCAACAUGGAGCUUACAUUCAUCGCCAUCAAGCUGGACAACGUGCAGCAUGGCCUGGUGGGCGAGAUCAUCAAGCUCUUGAAGCAGAAGGACUUCUACCUCGUGGCCAUGAAGUUCCUUCAGGCCUCUGAGGAACUCCUGAAGCAGGACUACAUUGACCUGAAAGACCCUCCAUUCUUCCCUGGGCUUGUUAAGUACAUGAACUCUGGGCCAGUGGUGGCUAUGGUCUGGGAGGGGCAGAAUGUAGUGAAGACAGGGAGAGUGAUGCAUGGGGAAACCAAUCCAGCCGAUUCUAUGCCAGGCACCAUUCAAGGGGACGUCUACAUUCAGGUUGGCAGGAACAUCAUUCAUGGCAGUGAUUCAGUAAAAAGUGCUGAGAAGGAAAUCAGCCUAUUGUUUAAGCCUGAAGAACUGGUUACCUACAAGUCCUGUGCUUUUGACGGGAUUUAUGAAUAAGAGGUAGACAAAGUCCACUUUGACACCACUUGAUGAUUUAUGGACAUUGUUUAUCAGUAAAGCCUUUGGAAACUAGAAAAAGAAAUGGUUGAGAACUACCCCGUUAUGGUAGACAGCUUACUUUGCACGAGUUCUAUUGAUUGAAAUAUUGAAGUUCAUCUAAGAAACAUCUCUACAGGAACAUCCAGAAUAAAACUUGACAGAAUGAUUUGAGCAAUAUGGCCCAGUUGAAAUAUUAACUAACCAUUACAGCUGGUCUCAUAAGACUAGCUUGAAGAUGUAGCAGGAAGCAAGAGAAGUGUUUUGUAGGGUGGGGGAGAUAGCAUAAUGGUUAUGCAAACAGACUCUCAUGUCUGUGCUUUCAUAACCUCAGGUUCAAUCCCCCACACCACCACAAGCCAGAGCUGAGCAGUGCUCUGGUAAAAAGAAAAAAGAAGAAAAAAAAAGAAAAAAAAAAGUGUUUUGUAAACAUACUGCUUAGGGAGAGGCGGGCAGUAUGAACUCCACACCCUACACCCUCCCCACCUUCAGACAACUGGCACCCAGAGGGUUAAGAAGCCCCUGCCUCCAACCCCAGCUCUUCCACCUGCUGUCUGAACUGUCACUGCCCCCGCCCUGACCCUCAGGUGAGGAGGGACUGCGGAGGGACCUGAGGUUGCCUGACACCGGAU
Erinaceus europaeus (western European hedgehog) is the source of this 1136-nucleotide messenger RNA. RefSeq names its product nucleoside diphosphate kinase B-like. The transcript has a single exon. Lineage: Eukaryota; Metazoa; Chordata; Mammalia; Eulipotyphla; Erinaceidae. Bases 7 to 465 code for a protein of 152 amino acids. The record is from RefSeq and is a predicted model, not a curated record. Gene Ontology annotation, molecular function: nucleoside diphosphate kinase activity. Gene Ontology annotation, biological process: CTP biosynthetic process; regulation of apoptotic process; UTP biosynthetic process.